This is a messenger RNA of Styela clava, 1903 nucleotides long. Its product is annotated as acyl-coenzyme A thioesterase 13-like. The record is from RefSeq and is a predicted model, not a curated record. Gene Ontology annotation, molecular function: fatty acyl-CoA hydrolase activity. Lineage: Eukaryota; Metazoa; Chordata; Ascidiacea; Stolidobranchia; Styelidae.
CCUAGGUAUUGUUUUCUACUUUUGCUUGUGUAACACUGUAAUGUAAAUAGGUUUAUAAAAUGUACCAACUUUUCACGUCACACUUAGGUACAGUACAGACUUACGGUACAUCUUACAUGAAUCGCCAGUUCAGGGGGCAAAAUUUUUGGCUCCUGGUCCUAAAACCUUGCCCACCCAUGCCAUAUACCAGAAGUGGGCUAGGUUUCUGGACCAGAGGCCAAAUCUUUUGUCCAUCUAGUCGGGCCAUGUGUGACAUGAAAAGUUGCAUUUUAUGAAUAAUAUUUAGUCUACAGUGUUACAAAAGCAAAAGUGGACAACAAUAAGCCUUGUGCCAAAACUAAAUUCAAUCGCAACCUCAACAAAUUCUUUGAGCUAUUUUUCAGCUGAAAUAUUGAAAUUUGGUUUCAGUUUGCAGGUUUAGUCAGUUGGUUGCGACAGCAUCAGGCGGGCCAGAUCGAAUAACUGUGAGUCUGUGUUACAGUUAUUUCUGUCGUUUGCAGUUCAGUGAUAUAUUCAAAUAUUAAAAUUAAGAAAUUGAACAUCAUUGAAAUAGCAAUGGCACUCGUUGAAAAUCUUCAGAAGUUGAUCAGAUCAUUUGCCAAGUCAAAAGGCUUUGACAGAUUGUUGCAAGGUGCUCAAGUUUUGUCUGCAAAUGAUGGGAAAGUUCGGGUAGAAAUGAUGGUAAAACCUGAACACUUGAAUGUACCUGGAACCAUGCAUGGUGGAUUAAUUUGCACAUUGGUCGAUACUAUAUCUACUUUAGCAAUUGCUUCCACAAAAGAUAAUAAAUUUGGUGUUAGUGUUGAUUUAAAUGUUUCAUUUAUAUCGGCUGCCUCGCCAGGUGAAAAAAUUGUGAUAGAAUCCGAAGUUUUACGAACAGGAAAGAAUCUUGCUUUUGCAAAUGUCAAUAUACUAAAAGAGGAUGGAAAACUAGUCGCUACUGGUAGACAUACAAAGUAUUUGGGAUUGGGAAACGUGCCUGAUGCGAGAACUUUUAAAUAAAAUUUGAACAUAGAUAGUACCAUUUUGUAUACCUGAAUAACAUAAUUUAUAUAUAUUCUGAAGAAGUGCCAAUUAUAAUUUUUUAUUAUUUGACUAUGAAAAUAUCACAGUUCAUUAUGUUCUAUUAGUACUUAAGCUGUUUUGAUGAAUUAAUUAAUGUAUCAAGAAUAGCUGGAUAGAGUUAUACAAUAUUACACAAAUGAUAUAAAGUGAACUCUGCUGAAACAUUCGUCAUUAUUUGCUGCCCUUAUCACUACAUUGUUGCUGUAGAAAUAAAAACCCUUUUCCUCCAAUUAUUAAACUAAAUAAAUUUUUAGUGGUCCAAGCAGUUGUUUUUUGUAGAUUACUAGUACUUUUUGUUUCAUAUUUCCUCUUGGCUACCUCGUGCAUAUUUUUUCCUGGUUUUGAAAAAUAAUCCACAAUUAUGUGGCUUUUCUGCUAAUUGAAUAAUGUGAGCGUGUGGCCGAUAAACAUGGUGAACGUAACACUUGACUUCCAUGUCAAUAUACUUGCAUGUUUCAAAACAAUAAUUUGGAAAAUAGUAAUUUAUUAUUGUAAUACUGUGUAUCAAUUUCAUCGCCAUCUGCAAACGUCUUCGACCUUCUGAAUUAUGAAGGCAAAUUAUACCUAUAUUUCCUAAUUUUUCAAUGUAUAGCUGUUGUAUGCAAUAAUUCAUUCUAUUAUUUGCCAACUGGAUAACUAGACGUCAUAUAGAGCAAUGUAUUUUGGGACAAGAAGCAGAAAUUAAUGCAAAUUUAUCUCUAAUUUGCUAUAUUUAGUAUCUUCUAUUCCAAAAUGUGCUAAGCUGCUGCUAUGUAAAUAUGUUUAUGAGAUUGAACAUCUUAUUUUUCAAUGCGAAUAAGAACUAUUUUUUCUUAUAAUUCACUGUCCAUGUUACAGA